This is a messenger RNA of Morone saxatilis (striped sea-bass), 8552 nucleotides long. It is a transcript of the gene myo10, whose product is annotated as myosin X. The record is from RefSeq and is a predicted model, not a curated record. NCBI's taxonomy places the organism in Eukaryota, Metazoa, Chordata, Actinopteri, Moronidae. The transcript is spliced from 40 exons. Gene Ontology annotation, molecular function: cytoskeletal motor activity; protein binding; ATP binding. The coding region runs from base 151 to 6258 and encodes 2035 amino acids. Gene Ontology annotation, cellular component: myosin complex; cytoskeleton.
CAGGGUGACCGGGUGUGGUUACGGGAGGAUGAGCAGUAUCUUCCCAGCACCGUGUCCUCGUGCUCUGGAGGUGUUGUUGUCUUUGCCACAGACUAUGGCCAGGUGUACACCUACAAGCAGAAUGCACUUACCCGCCAGAAGGUGCAGCCCAUGCACCACAGCAGCAUCCGAGGGGUGGAGGACAUGGCGACCCUUGAGGACCUUCACGAUGGCGCCAUCCUGCACAACCUCUUCCUGCGCUACCAGCAGAGACACAUCUAUACGUACAUCGGUUCCAUCCUGGCGGCGGUGAACCCUUACCAGACACUGCCCGGCCUGUACGACCGACCAGCCGUGGAGAUGUACAGCCGACACCACCUUGGCGAGAUCUCCCCGCACAUCUUCGCGGUCGCCAACGAGUGCUACCGCUCGCUGUGGAAGAGGCUGCAGAACCAGUGUGUCCUGAUCAGCGGAGAGAGCGGCGCUGGGAAAACAGAAAGCACCAAGCUGAUCCUGAAGUUCCUGUCGUGCAUGAGCCAGCACUCCCUGGACGUAUCGUCCAGAGACAGGACGUCACACGUGGAGGAGGCGCUGCUGGAGAGCAGUCCCAUCAUGGAGGCCUUUGGAAACGCCAAGACCGUCUACAACAACAACUCCAGCCGCUUUGGGAAGUUUGUCCAGCUGCAUUUCAGCCAGAAGGGCAACAUCCAGGGAGGCAGAAUCGUUGACUACCUCUUAGAGAAGAACCGAGUGGUCCGACAGAACCCGGGGGAGAGGAACUACCACAUUUUCUACGCCCUGUUAGCAGGAACCAACACCCAGCAGAAAGAGGCGUUCGGGUUGACCCACGCUGACAGCUACCAUUACCUGAGACAGUCUAGCUGCCACCCUGACAAGACAAUCAACGACAACGGCACUUUUCAGGAUGUUCUGAAUUCCAUGCGGACGAUGCAGUUCACAGAGGAGAACAUCGGGGAGAUCCUGCGCCUCCUGGCCGGGAUCCUCCACGCAGGGAACAUCGAGUUUAUGACGGCCGGAGGAGCACAAGUCUCCUCCAAAUCAGCUCUCAGCCGGACAUCCGACCUCCUGGGGCUGAACUCAGAUCAGCUGGCUGAGGUUUUGACCCACCGGUCCAUGAUCCUCAGGGGCGAGGAGAUCUGCACGCCGCUCACUGUGGAGCAGGCGGUGGACUCCCGAGACUCCAUGGCCAUGGCACUUUAUUCUCAGUGUUUUAACUGGAUCACCUGCAAGCUCAACAACCGCAUCAGGGGCAAAGAAGACUUCAAGUCCAUCAGCAUCCUGGACAUCUUUGGAUUUGAGAACUUUGAGGUCAACCGCUUUGAGCAGUUCAACAUCAACUAUGCAAAUGAGAAGCUUCAGGAAUAUUUUAACAAGCACAUUUUCUCCCUGGAGCAACUUGAAUACAACAAGGAAGGCCUGGUUUGGGUUGACAUUAACUGGAUGGACAACGGAGAGUGUCUGGAUCUGAUCGAGAAGAAACUGGGUCUCCUGGCACUGAUGAAUGAGGAGAGUCACUUCCCCAAAGCCACAGACGACACCUUACUGGAGAAGCUCCACAGCCAGCACUCAAAAAACUCGUUCUAUGUGAAACCACGUGUUGCUGUGCACUACUUUGGAGUCAAGCACUAUGCAGGAGAGGUGGUGUACGAUGUGAGGGGCAUGUUGGAGAAGAACAGGGACACUUUCAGAGAUGACAUCCUCAACCUGCUGAGGGAGAGCAGGUUGGACUUUGUCUACGAUCUGUUUGAACAUGUAUUGAGCCGAAACAAACAGGACACUCUGAAGAGCAGCUCCAAGCACAGACGGCCCACCGUCAGCUCCCAGUUUAAGGAUUCUUUGCACUCCCUGAUGGCCACACUCAGCACUUCUAACCCAUAUUUCAUCCGAUGCAUCAAACCAAAUACACACAAGAUGCCUGACCAGUUUGACCAGACGUUGGUUCUGAACCAGCUCAGAUACUCUGGCAUGUUGGAGACGGUCAAGAUUCGACGCACCGGCUUCCCCGUCCGGAGACCAUUCCAAGACUUCUGCUCCAGGUACAAGGUGUUGAUGCGGGGCGUGAUGCUGCCAGAUGACCCCAGGGGGAGCUGCGUCCAGCUGCUGCACCUCUAUGACAGCAGCAGUGCAGAGUGGCAGCUGGGCAAGACCAAGGUCUUUCUUCGGGAGUCGCUGGAGCAUCGUCUGGAGAAGCAGAGGGAGAUGGAAGUUCUGAAAGCGGCCAUGAUCAUCCAGGCCCACGUCAUGGGCUACAUGGCCAGGAAGCAGUACAGGAAGCUGCUGCAGUGCAUUGUGGUCAUUCAGAAGAACUACCGGGCUUUCUACUGGAGGAGGAAGUUCCUGCUCCUCCGCUGGGCAGCGCUUACCUUCCAGAAACGUGUGCGAGGCCAGCUGGCCCGCCGGGCCUAUAGCCAGCUGCUGGAGGAAAAGAGGAGGAGGAGGGAGGAAGAGGAGGAGUGCCGCAGGAGGAUGGAGGAGGAGAUGGAGAGGGAGAAACAGAGGCUGGAGGCUGAGAGACUCGCCAGAGAGGCUGAGGAGGCCAGAAUACUUCAGGAGGAGCUUCAUCGCGUUGAGGAGUUAGUCUCUGUGGUUCAGCCUCUGCCUGCAGUUGCAGCUGCAACAUCACCGGACACCUUGGAAGAGCUGGAGUCAGCAGAGGCCCUCGAGGAGGCACCUGAAAAAGAGGAGCCAGUCCGUCCUCAUGAAGCGUCUCAGGUGGAGGAGAUCCUGCGACUUGAGCGGGAGAUUCAGGCGCUGCAGAGGCAGAAAGAGCGUCAGGAGCUCUCUCUGACUGAGGCCUCACUCAACCGCCUGCAGCUUCUCCGUGACCAGGAGCUCCGGCGUCUGGAGGAUGAAGCCUGCAAGGCGGCGCAGCAGUUCCUCGACUCGCUGAACUUUGACGAGAUCGAUGAGUGCGUAAGGAACAUUGAAAGCUCGUUGGGAGUUGGCGAAGGGGAAGAGAAGGAGAAAGAGGGUAGACGGAGGAGAGGUAACGAUGAGGAAGAGGUGGAUGAAGGGUUUGGGGCUGAUGAUGAAGCCUUCAAAGACUCGCCGAACCCGAGUGAACAUGGCCACUCAGACGGCCAGCGGACAAGUGGGAUCCGGACAAGUGAUGACUCAUCAGAAGAAGAUCCAUACGCCAACGAUGGUGUGAUCCCACCACUGCCGCCAACCACCCUGCUUCACCAGCCGCCUUUACCACCAGUGCCCCCCACCUGCCACAGCGCCUCCUCCAGCGGGGACUCUGCCUACUGCCACGCCCAGGCUUCAUCCGAGGCUCAGUCCGACGACCUGGUGGAGCUCAUACCGCCAGACGAGGAUUCAGACUACGACCAGGAUGACUACGAUGAGGGCGCCAUCGUGUCCAGUGGCAGCGUGGCCUUCUCCAACCCUCGCAGUGGCCAGUGGUCUCCUGACUACCGUGGCUCUGUAGGCACCUACAACGGCUCAGGGGCUUACCGCUUCAGCUCGGAGGGGGCUCAGUCAUCGUUUGAGGACAGCGAGGACGACUUUGACAGGUUCGACACCGAUGACGAGCUGUCGUAUCGGCGAGACUCCGUCUACAGCUGCGUCACGCUCCCAUACUUCCACAGCUUCCUCUACAUCAAAGGCGGCCUGAUUAACACGUGGAAGCGGCGCUGGUGCGUUCUCAAGGAUGAGACCUUCCUGUGGUUCCGGGCCAAGCAGGAGGCUCUGAAGCAGGGCUGGCUGCACAAGAAGGGAGGGGGCUCGUCCACGCUGUCCCGCCGCAACUGGAAGCGCCGUUGGUUCGUGCUGCGACAGAGCAAGCUCAUGUACUUUGAGAAGGACGGCGAGGAAAAGAUGAAGGGGGUGCUGGACAUGCAUAAUGCCAAAGAGAUCAUUGAUAACACCGGUAAGGAGAAUGGAAUCGACAUUGUGAUGCCAGACAGGACCUACCAUCUGAUCGCAGAGUCUGCCGAGGAUGCCAGCCAGUGGUUCAGCGUGCUGAGUCAGGUCCAUGGCUCUACAGAACAGGAGAUCAGAGAGAUGCACGAUGAGCAGGCCAACCCCCAGAAUGCUGUGGGAACGUUGGAUGUGGGGAUGAUCGAUUCGGUUUGUGCGUCAGAUAAUCCAGAGAGGCCGAACUCCUUCGUCAUGAUCACAGCGAACCGCGUGCUGCACUGCAACGCCGAUACGCCCGAGGAGAUGCACCACUGGAUCACUCUGCUGCAGCGCUCCAAAGGAGACACCCGCGUGGACGGACAGGAGUUCAUUAUCCGAGGCUGGUUGCAAAAGGAGAUGAAGAACAGCACCAAAGCCUCGCUGAAGCUGAAGAAACGCUGGUUCCUGCUUACCCACAAUUCCCUAGAUUACUACAAGAGUUCGGAGCGUAACGCCCUAAAGCUGGGAACGCUGGUGCUGAACAGCCUCUGCUCAGUGGUUCAGCCCGACGAAAAGGUCUUCAAGGAGACCGGCUACUGGAACGUGAUCGUGUACGGCCGCAAACACUCAUACCGUCUCUACUGUAAGCUGCUGAAUGAGGCCAUGCGUUGGGCCAACUCCAUCCAGAACGUCAUCGACACCAAAGUGCCCAUCGACACGCCGACCCAGCAGCUCAUCCAGGACAUCAAGGAGAACUGUCUAAACCUGGAGGUGGUGGAGCAGAUCUAUAAGAGGAACCCUAUCCUUCGCUACAGCCACCACCCGCUGCACUCACCGCUGCUGCCGCUGCCCUACGGAGAUAUCCACCUCACCGUUCCGAGAAACAGGAGCUACACAACGCUGCAGGAUGAAGCCCUCAAAGUGUUCAGCUCUCUGCAGCACCUGGAGGGCGUGGCCGACCCCGUGCCCAUCAUCCAGGGCAUCUUGCAGACCGGCCAGGAGCUCAAACCUCUGCGGGACGAGCUCUUCUGUCAGCUGAUCAAGCAGACGACGCGACCACCGCAGCCUGGCAGCCCCGGGAACCUCUGCAGCUGGAAGAUCCUGGCCUGCAUGUCCUGCACCUUCGUCCCGACCAGGAGCAUCCUCAGAUACCUCAAGUUCCACCUGAGGAGGACCCGAGAACUCUUCCCCGGCUCGGAGAUGGAUCGCUACGCCGCCUUCGCCAUCGACUCUCUGAGGAAGACUCGAGCCAGAGAGAACGUCCCGUCGCAGGAGGAGAUCCGCUCCAUCGUGGCCCGGCAGGACAUGAGCACCACCGUUCACUGUCAUGGAGGAGGAUCCUGCAAGAUCACCAUCAACUCGCACACAACAGCCGGAGAGGUGGUGGAGAAGCUGAUCCGCGGCCUGGCCAUGGAGGACAGCAGGAACAUGUUUGCUCUGUUUGAACACAACGACACCACAGAGAAAGCCAUCGAGAGCCGCAUGGUGGUGGCCGACGUGCUCGCCAAGUUUGAGAAGCUUUCAGCCAGCGCAGACGAAAACAACACCGGCUGGAAGUUUUACUUCAAGCUCUACUGCUUCUUGGACACGGACAAUGUUCCCAAAGACAGCGUGGAGUUCGCCUUCAUGUUUGAGCAGGCCCAUGAAGCCGUCAUCCGUGGUCAGUAUCCGGCCCCUGAGGAGACUCUUCAGUUCCUGGCUGCCCUAAGACUUCAGUAUCUCCUGGGCGAUCACAGCUCCCAGGCCAACCUCCCUGAAAUGUCCCAGGUGUUCCCCAUGGGGCGAUUGCGGGCCCGGGUGCAGAACUCAGCCAAGACGUUUGCUCCAGGCACCGGCUCGGUGGCCGACCGCUCGGGGACAGCGGAGAGAAAACGCUCGAGCUUCCUGGAGGGAACGCUGAGGCGGAGCUUCAGGAGCGGCUCCCUGAGUCGGCAGAAGCUGGAGGAGGAGAACAGCCUGGAGGUGUGGAUGAGGGAGGAGGCGGCAGCGGUGAGAACCAGCGUGAUGGACAAGUGGAAGAAACUGCAGGGGAUGAACCAGGAACAGGCCAUGGUCAAAUAUAUGACUCUGGUGAAGGAGUGGAAGGGAUAUGGAUCCACGCUGUUCAAUGUCGAGUGUCGGGACGGCACGUUCCCUUCUGAGCUGUGGUUGGGCGUGAGCCGGGAGGCCAUAUCGGUGUACAAACGAGGAGAGCCGUGGCCUCUGGAGGUUUUCCCGUAUGAACAGAUUCUCUCCUUCGGAGCUCCGCUGCCCAACGCCUACAAGAUCGCUGUGGAGGGUCGAGAGCUGGUCUUUGAAACACAAAUGGUCAUGGACAUCGCCAAGCUCAUGAAGGCCUACAUCAGCAUGAUCGUCAAGAAGCGCUACAGCAACUGCCAGUCCGUCAGCAGCCACGGCAGCCAGUGCAGCGCCUGGUGAACUCUGCCCUUUAACCUUUGAACUUAUGGCCACUUGCCGAGUGCCACAGGAGGUCGAGAGCGGCAGCCACUGGCCAUGCAUGGACGCACAUUCUCGGCACUCUGGAGAGAGCAACUCGUGCAUUUGACAUGUCUGACUGACUCUGAAUGCUGGAGACAAACCACAAUGCUCUUAAUGUUAACUAGCUCAAAUUAUUAUUUUAUGACUGGUUUCAUUCCAAAACAUUAAACAUCCACACCGGAUAGAUCAGAACUUCAAAGCAAACGCAGUCAGCAAUCAUUGCAAGCUGCGAGGACUUAAAAAAAAUACUCCAGGUGACUGGAUGAACUGUCUGUCUAUUACUGUCUAUCAUGGGCGAACUUCAUCCAAUCAGAUCAACAACCAUAAAACGUAAUCAAACUCGGGGAAAGAGCGAAAACAUCUUUGCCAUCAAAAAAAGCCUUCACUGCCGUUCUUAGCUCUUCUUCUCACAAGGUUAUCUAGGAAGUUGACGAAACCAGAAAAGUUGUGCAUCUCUUUGGGAGAAAGUUUCAACAAGGUUCAAAAUAUGGUGGCCUUUGUUUCCAAAGGUUCCAAUGGUUAGAAAAGGAUGACCAAACCAAAUUUCUUUGGUUGCCAGCUUUUCAAAUCUCCCUCCAACAAACUAGCUACUUGAGUCAUUUUAAGUAGUACUUUGUAAUUGGGCAGCGCAAACUUAGAAAGCCUGGCAGUUAUCAUUGAGAGAACUGGAUAAAUUGACCUCAAUAUUCUCAAUUUAUUUGCUUACUAGAGCCAUGAAGGCAAGCCAUUAUGACCAUGACAUCUUAAAAAGCAUUGUUGUUUCUCUAACUACAAAAAACCACAUCGACAUAUUUUAGUCCAAUAACAAAAUAAAACUGGCUCAUAACAAAAGUACAUGAUGGAAACAACUAAUCAGAACCACUGAUCAACUCCUGAAGUACCCAAAUACAAAAGACACCAAAGAAAACCAGCUGAAGGUUUAACACAACCUUGUUUUCUCAUCAGUUUGCUCUAAAAGUGUGGAUGUGUCUUGUUUUGGAAUGAAACUGUUCAUUUCUUCCCGAUGCUAACAUGUUGUGGCACUAUAAGGACGGUUGUUGGAGGAUGGGGCUAUUUGUUACUGAGGUUUUUGUUUGUGUGGCUGUAUGUAUGUAUGUGUGUGUGUGUGUGUGUUGUGGUGUAUGUGUGCGAAUGUGAGUUUAAGAGGGUGUGUUACAUGUUGAAGUGUAAAAAAAAAAAAAAAAGAGCAGAAAAUAGAGAAAAGAAACCAGUUAAAGCCUACAAGCCUUUUCCUCUGCUUUGAAAAACUCUGGGACUUGACCUUCGAUAUAAACCUUCUCCAGGACGAACUGUAAAUAAUAUGCAACUGUACUCAAGCAUUUCAAGUUUGUGAUUGAUUGUUUGUGAUUGAUUUGCUGGUGAUACGAAGGUCACGCAAGUGCCUGUUCAAUCUAAAGCAGGACGAACUCAAGUUAGACUUUGUCUUACCGAUGCCACUCUUGUUGCUCUGUAACCAGAAUCUGGAAGGUGCUCCCACGUUCCCUUUAACUACCAAUGUACUUACACUGCAGAAUCGUCCACAUAUGCAAGUCGUUCAAGCUAAACUUGAGUAUUGAAACUAUAUUUUUCUUGUAAACUCUCCAGAAAAUCGAAUGUUAUCACAUCCACUCUCCAAAUCUUUGUUGGAAAAACUCGGAAGAAGAAGAAGCACUUGCUCUCAAAGAAGAUUUCAAGAGACCAUGGUGGUCUUCUUAGUGAGCAAGUGCUUCUUCUUCAUUUGAAUUUUUCACAACUGGUGUCAUAAACAGGAUCGGGAUAAAAGCAUUCUUUUUCAAUUGCAACACCACAAACAUCCCCUUCAAACUGCAGAGGCCUGAAGUCAUAUAUCACCAAUGUACUGGGAUAUAUACUUUAAUAUUUUGGCGUUCUUUUAAUGUUUGGAGAGGUUUCUUUUCUUGCACCAAACUGCAUACUAAGAGAUCAGUAAUCAUUCUUCUGUGUUGAGUACAUUUGAACCACAGACAGUCGUCUUUUUUAGUUUACAUAAUUGCUUCCCUGCACCUGCAAAUGCACAAAAGCCACAAAAUAUGACUGAAUAUGAAUAUGUCUAAUUUUUUCAAACCCUCUGGAUGUUGCAGUCCUUGAAUGACACAUUAUGUAAUGCCCUUUUAGGUAACUUGGAUGGCAAGGGUUGAAACAUUAGAAGUUAGCGUUGGGCUUUGAUGCGAUCAAUCAGAUUUUAGUUUGAAUGACUUGCUCAGCUGGACUGCCUGCAGUGUAACAUUCCUACAACA